AGGAGGGGCUGGCGCGGUGAGCUCGUUCGCCCCCAGGGACGCCGCCGAGUUCAUCUGGCAGUACCUCCUGGGUGGGCAAGACGCGCUGCUGUCCGAGAACCGGCACCCCUGGAUCGUGGCGGUGUCCCUGCGGGUGCUGGACUUCCAGGCCUCGCGGUGCUCCGAGCGGGAGCAGGCGCUGCAGUGGUGGGGCGGAGCCGCGGGGCCCGCUGGCGCCUCAGGAGCCGUCGGCGCGCUCGGGCUGCUGCGGUCGCUGGAGAGGCUCCUGGCCGCCGCGCGGUUGGAAGCGGAGCCAUCACUUGCACCGCUUGGUGUCCGAGCUGUGUGUAAUCUUGCGAAGCUGCUUCUGCGGUAUCCAGAGCUGAUGCCUUCCGUCAUCGCCGAGGACGGUGAAGAGGUGGCACAGGAGGCAGAUCCAGAAGAAGUCCCAGGCGAUACGGAUGCGAUCGAGAGGGAGCAUGGCGACAGUGACAAAGCGAACGAGGACGACGCUCGGAAGACGCAGACCGCCGAUUCCGCUGGCACCGCUAUCCCAGAGACGCUUGCGGAGGGCGGCGAGGAUGCAGAGCGGGAUGUGGCGAAGGCGGAGCUCCGACAAGAAGAGGACGAUCGCGCCUCUGAGAAAGACGAUGGGCUGAAUAACGAGGAGUCUUCUGACAAGGAGGACCAGCACGAAGAUGAAGCUGGUGGGAUCGAGCUAGAAGAUGGUCGCCAAGCGGGGCCUUCCCUUUUCGAGACUGUGCAUUUGGUGGACCGCGGUGGAGAUCUAGUGUCAGAAGGUAUCGGACAAGCUGGAAAUAGUUCUUUGCCUGCUGAGCAGGGUUCUGUACAGCAGGUGGAGCCAGCUGUGGGCAUUGCAUUUACGCACGAGAUGCUUCGACGAAGUCGGGUUCAUUGGCUUCUCGUCCGUUUAUCUCAUGAAGCGCGCCUUUUCCUGUCCCAGCCGUCGCAGCAUUUUGUGCGCCUUGUAUGUGUAUUCAGAAUAUUUAGCCAUAUGAUAUCGUGGCUCCCGGAACAUUUGCUUGUUUUAUUGCUGGAUCCUCUAUUGAAUCCUACCUAUAGAUGCUCGUCAGCGUUCGCAUCGGGAGCAGUCUCUUCGCUGCCAGAUAUACAGAGUCUUGAACAAGCUCUAAGUCUGAGUACGGAGCAGAGGCUGGAGUUCCUGGCCCAGCUGGCCCAGGGCUGCGUCGACGGCCUCGCGAAGAAGCUCCAGGGUGCAGGCCUCGGCGCAGAGUACUCACAGGCCAUCCUCAAAGUCCGCAAGGCCGUGGAGCGGAAACGAUCGGACCGCGUGCAGAAGAGAAAGCUCCUUCCCGUCACCGACCCCGAGGCUGCCGCAAAGAUGAAGAAGGCGAAACUUCAACGGAAGCAGGCAACGAAGAAGCGCAAGCUCGAGGAGACCAUCAUCUCCAAGCGGGGCGGCCUGGGAAAGACGCUCAUCAAGCAGUCUCGAAGCUUGGUGUAGACGCGCGCUCGGAUUCCGAAAAAGUGUGGCUGCUAGCCAUUUUCCCUCCCAUCCUCCCAACCACAAUCACCUCGGCAGCAAAUCAUGGGAGCCUGGCG
Prorocentrum cordatum is the source of this 1563-nucleotide messenger RNA. Lineage: Eukaryota; Dinophyceae; Prorocentrales; Prorocentraceae. The record is from the annotation of a GenBank genome assembly.